This is a messenger RNA of Cololabis saira (Pacific saury), 1548 nucleotides long. RefSeq names its product AT rich interactive domain 3C (BRIGHT-like) (gene arid3c). The transcript is spliced from 7 exons. Gene Ontology annotation, molecular function: DNA binding. The record is from RefSeq and is a predicted model, not a curated record. Gene Ontology annotation, cellular component: nucleus. Lineage: Eukaryota; Metazoa; Chordata; Actinopteri; Beloniformes; Belonidae. The coding region runs from base 13 to 1548 and encodes 511 amino acids. Gene Ontology annotation, biological process: regulation of transcription by RNA polymerase II.
CUGGAGGCGGUGAUGGAGAACCUGCAGCGGCAGCAGGCGGCUCGGCUGGCGCUGGAGGAGGAGGUGCAGCAGGACCAGCAGCUGGACCAGCAGGACCAGCAUCAGGACCAGCAGAACCAGCACCUGGACCUCCGCUCCACCGUGGAGUCCCAGAUCCAACAGCAGGCUCUGGCUUUCCGCCACUACCAAGCGGCGGUGCGCAGCGCGCUGAGCGCCGGCGUCCUGGUGCCCCGCCGGGGGGACGGCUACUCCAGCCCGGACUGCAGCGAGGAGGAGCGGGGGGACGACCCGCGGGACUCAGGCGAGCGGGAGGUCGUGGAUGGAGAGGAAGUUGUGUUGCACCGCUUCCAGCAGCGGCAGUGCGCGCUCACGGCCGCCGGCGCGUCCCCGCAGAGCCCCCCAGCGGGCCGGGUCCUGGCCCGGGUCCCGGGGGCCUCGGUCCCGGGGGCCCCGGUCCCGGGGGCCUUGGUCCCAACUCCUCGCCUGCACUCCCCGUCUGCACAGCCGCAGUCCCAGCACCAGUGGACGUACGAGGAGCAGUUCAAGCAGUUGUAUGAACUGGAUGAUGAUGAGAAGCGCAAAGAAUUUCUUGAUGACCUUUUCAGCUUCAUGCAAAAACGUGGGACUCCAGUGAAUCGGAUUCCUAUCAUGGCUAAGCAGGUGUUGGAUCUCUACAUGCUCUACAAGCUUGUCACAGAAAAAGGCGGGUUAGUGGAAGUCAUCAAUAAAAAGAUAUGGCGUGAGAUAACCAAAGGCCUUAACCUCCCUACCUCCAUCACCAGUGCAGCGUUCACCCUGCGAACACAAUAUAUGAAGUACCUGUACCCAUACGAAUGUGAGAAGCGAGGGCUGAGCUCCCCCGGUGAGCUUCAGGCAGCAAUCGACAGCAAUCGGCGGGAAGGUCGCCGGCUGAGCUAUGGCUCUGUCAUCUUCAACUACUCCCCCGUGGCCACCCCUACCCUCCUCCCUUCACCAAAGAUGCCAUCCCACUUCCCCGUGCUUUAUCGCAACAGUGGUCACACGUCCCAGAAGUCUGAAGUCAAGACAGAGGAGCCAAUGGCAGCCUGCCUCUUGCCCGGCAACGCCGGCCUCUCCGUGUCACCUGGCAGCCAGAAUGCAGCAGCAACUCUGCAGUUGCUCCGGGACAAGCUGCAAGCUAGUGAGCCGCCACAGAAGAAGAGGAUGAUGGGUCAGGAAGAGCAGCAGAGCAUGGUGGAGGACGCCCUGCAGGAGAACCUGCUCACCAUGGCCAGCCAGCUGCCCCUCAACAUCAAACUCAACAAUAGGGAUGAUAGACAAGAGGCUGCAUUGAACCUGUCUACCGACGGCAUUAGCAGCAUCAACAUGUCAAUAGAAAUAAAUGGAGUUGUCUACACAGGAGUCCUGUUCGCCCGGCAGCUGGCCAUGGCAGGGAUGGUGGGACCAGCGGGGAAACACAGCAGCUGGAAGUCCAAAGGGAAGAGCACUUCUACAGCUUUCCAGCCGUCUACCUCCACCUCCUCAUGCUCCUCCUUCUCCCUCCACGGACACAGAAACACAUCCUCUUGA